Cottoperca gobio is the source of this 5644-nucleotide messenger RNA. It is a transcript of the gene znf148, whose product is annotated as zinc finger protein 148. Gene Ontology annotation, biological process: regulation of transcription by RNA polymerase II. The record is from RefSeq and is a predicted model, not a curated record. Lineage: Eukaryota; Metazoa; Chordata; Actinopteri; Perciformes; Bovichtidae. Gene Ontology annotation, molecular function: DNA-binding transcription factor activity, RNA polymerase II-specific; RNA polymerase II cis-regulatory region sequence-specific DNA binding.
UUCUAGUUCCAUGUGUAGUGGUGAACGAGCUUUAAUUUUGAACCCACUUCCGCCUCUCUUCCUACGUUUCCUCAGCAGCUGUCGUCAAUGUGAUGUAGCAGCCUUGACAAGCGCGGCUAGCUAGCUGGCUAGCAAGAGACUUAACCCACUUAACCUGUGACACAACUUAAGAACUACUCUAUGUAAGAUGAACACUGAGGACAAGUUGGAGGGUAUGCUGCUGAAGUGCAGCAGUGGGGGAAUAGAUGGAGGAGGGAGAGUCGGGCUGGGCAGCGGAGGAGGACUGGUGGUGAUGACCCUUGGGGAACGAUCCCUGGCAAACCACCCUCUGUUGGCCGAGGAUGACGACGACGAAGAUGAGGACGAGGACUUGACUGGGAGCUCGCUGGUUACACAUGACCUGGUCCCUCCAGAUCAGCUGAUGAUGCAGGAGGAGAUGACAAAGAAUGGUAGAGCAGGAGAAGAGGAGGGAGGAGACGAGGUGGGAGUGCAUUUCCCCCUAAAACUCACCAAUAAGUUGCCCUGCUUGCUUCAUAUGCCAUUGAGCAUCAAGCAGGAACUGAAGCUGUCCGAGACACCUGUCCAGAUGAAGAAAAAAGCAGUUAAGGACCUGAUGGUGUGUCCCAAGAAGAAAAAAAGGAAGCAGCGUUCACCAGCAAAGAUUCUCAGCAUCAAUGAUGAUGGAUCAUUGGGCAUACAAAGCCCAAAGUGUCACGUCUGUAUUCACUGUAACGCUGCAUUCAGAACCAACUACCAUCUACAGAGGCAUGUCUUCAUUCACACUGGUGAGAAGCCAUUUCAGUGCAGUCAGUGUGAUAUGCGCUUCAUUCAGAAAUAUCUCCUCCAGAGACAUGAGAAGAUCCACACUGGUGAAAAGCCUUUUCGCUGUGAUGAGUGUGGAAUGAGGUUCAUCCAGAAGUACCACAUGGAGAGACACAAGAGGACUCACAGCGGAGAGAAGCCUUACCAAUGUGACUACUGUCACCAGUACUUCUCCAGAACCGACCGGGUUUUAAAGCACAGACGGAUGUGUCACGAGAACAGAGAGAGAAAGGCCAACAAAGCAGCUGGUAAAGUUGGGCCUUUGCGUGAAGCAGAUUCUGUGAGCCUCCCUUUUCUUGCCAAAGAGUGUUCACUGCCCAAGAAAAAACGGCAAAAGUGUGCAGACAAAGGUUCAGGAGCUUCCGCUGCUGCCCCGACAGACGGGCACACUGUCGCUGUUGUCGAAACGGAGGAGAAGGAGGAGCAGAGACAGAAUAAAAUUGAAGAUUUACCUCUCUUUGCUGUGUCCUCCAAAGUCAAACAUGAGCAUGUGAUUGCAGAUUACUCCGUGGAACUUCCUGAAGAAACUGCUAAUCAACACCAAGAGGGAGAAGUGUCAUCAGAAGACACGACUCCUCCCAAACUAGUCCUGAAGAAAGUCCCCAAGAGGAGUCUCAAACAGUCCAGUGAACAAACUCCUCCCUGCCUGUCCACUUUGUCUUCCUUUGAGGAGACUACUAAAGUCACACAGUACACCUUUGAAAUCGUGGACAAGCAAGGCCUUUUAGAAGUAGAAAGCAACGCUGAACUGGAGUCAGUUGAAACUCUUCAAGGAGGACCGACAAAGCCAGCAGCUAGCAGCACAAACUACGACGACGCAAUGCAGUUUCUAAAGAAGAAGCGCUACCUUCAGGCUGCGAUGGCCAACAACAGUCGGGAUUACGGCCUGAACACCAGCAGCAUUUCUUCUCAGCCGCCUGUUACACAGACUGUGGUUUCGGCAGUCAUUGACGAGAUUGUCCCUGCCACCAUUCUGGAGCCCCAGCCCAUCAAUGCAGAGAUUAAAGCGACGCAUGACAAGAGUGUGUUGCCAGAUGAGGUUCUUCAGACGCUGUUGGACCAUUACUCCAACAAAGCCAACGGGCAAUCAGACAUUUCCUUCAGCGUGGCUGACACAGAGGUGACAUCAAGCAUAUCCAUUAAUUCCUCUGAUGUUUCAGACGGCAACCCUGUGGAAAACCUUGGGGCCUCUAGUGCCCAGGCUCAGCCAGCUACCGAGAAGGUCAGCCUCUUGCAAGAAUACUCCAAGUUUCUCCAGCAAGCACUGGAGAGGACCAGCCAGAACGACAGCUACCUGACCAGCCAGAGUCUCAGCUUGGUCUCCGAAAACCCCACCUUAGCCGGACAACCUCUGUUCUCCACCGAGAAACAGUUUCCUUCCCCCAGCAGGUUCAAAUCAGGGAUGAGCUCUCCGCUGAGGUCCACUUUAGAGAAACCUCACUUUGGAUUACUCGUCGGGGACUCCCAGCACUCAUUUUCAUUUUCAGGUGACGAGACCACCCCUCCCUCCGCUGUGUCCCCGGCUGAGGAGGACUUUCUGGAGGAGGUCCCGCCCUCUAAAAAGACAGACUCUUCACAAGGUAUACUGCAAACGUUUCAAAUAAGCUCCUUUGAUCAGAACUUCAAAACCCAUUUCCAGACAUCAAGAUCUGGAUCCUCCUCACAGUUUACUGUUGCCAAUGGACAAUUGAGUCUCCGAGGACACAGCACAGACUUCUCGGAGUUCCCCUUAGUCAGAGUCACUGAGACCAGGUCUCCACUGACCUCCUCCCCUGAUGUUUCAUCCAGUGAAACCUUUGGCUGAAGAAUUCAUUAUCUGUUAAUAAUUUCAGCGGCACUUUAUCUCAUGUCUCCUGUUUUGCCAAAACAAGUCCCUAUGUGCUCUCUCUCAAAGCAUUUUGUUAUGAAACAUUGAUUUUUUUUGUUUUUUUAAGUGCAACCUCAUCGAAUGGAAAUAUUGAAAAUUUAUCAAUCAUAAUUAGCAUUUCCCCUUUAAAAAAAGAAAUAAUUGUCAUUGUGUUAUAUUUCUUGCUCCGGAAUGUACAUUGAGAGAUUAAGUGACCAAAGUGUUUUGCGAGAGAGAGUGAAACAUUCUCUCGUAGCAUUGCCACACAAUUUUAUGUUUAAUGUUUUGUCAAUCAGUUUGUCUUGCACAACAAAAUCAUCAAGUCACUCUUGCUGCUUAAUGCAAUAUUUCCACUUAUUAAAACAUAGGCCCUAUUUAUAUUUGUCUUUUUGCUCUUACUGUAGCUACCCCCUCUUUCUGGUUAUAUUUAAAUCCACUCCUAACCUUCUUAUUCCAGCUGUGUAACUCCUGUAAAUUGUCUAUGAAAUGACACCAUGAUUAGAUCAUAACUGAUUCUUCACUUUAUGUAGUCAUCUGGGAUGGGUGUGCCCACAUGAUAUGAUUGUAUUCAUUUUUACAGAUUAGGCCUAAUUUGUUUGUUGUGAUGGCCAAAAAAACAACUGAUAGUUCUUAUUCAUCAAAUUAAUUAAUUAAUGUAUUCCCUUUUGUUGCUGAAUUUAUUGUACAGUGUAAUAAAAAGGCUGGGCUGCGUUAGAUUUUAAAAAACAAAACAAAAAGAUUUAGGUAAUCAAAUAGCUGCAAUCAUGUAAUGGUUGCCGGGUCAUUAUUAUUUCCUUCAGCAGUACAAGUGAGUUUUAAUGAAAUUCCUUUAAAGGAUUGUGCUUAAUUCUUGCACAACUUGCACAAUUACACACUACAGGGAAUGUAGUAUGUACUUUCAGAUUUGGGUUAUUUGAAAUUACAGAUGACGCUUGUUGCUUUCGUCACUUAGUAUGUAGCUCUCGUAUCUGCAGUUUUAUAAUACUUUGAUUGUUCUUCUUCUUGGAAGAUGCACACAUUUUGGGGAAACAACAAUGGGAUUAGACCCCCUUGAAGUUUUAUUAAGGCUAUAUUAAGAAAGACAGUACACAUGGCAAUGAUGUGCUUUGUUUUCCAGUUUUAUUAGUUUUGCUUCUGUGCCUUUUCUGUUCUUUUUUUAGUUUUUUGUUACAGGCUUUCCUUUACUCAUUCCUCUCUAUGUAUUUCAGCUUUCUCUUAGUCAGCGCUCUAUGGCUACUAAUUCCACUUGCACAAUAACAACAAACGCAUAAGCUAUCAACCUAUUCAGUCUGUAAUGCAUUGAGAUCUGGGAGCUUUAUUUAAUUUUGCCCAUCAUGUUUUAUUAUUUUAGCAAGAAAUGGCACCGAGUUUAUUUCCCAACUAUUAUCUUUUGUUGGAAGGAAAUAGCAGUUUUUUCAUUGACUGUGCUGCUGUGUGUGUGUUUGUGUGUGUGUGUAUCUGAGUAAAGAAUCAUGUUUCAGAUACUUUGAUCAUUAUCACCUUGUUGCUAGUAUUCAGUAGUAAACCACAUCUGUCCGGGCCUCGUUGAAAAAAAAAAAAGAAUGCGAUUGAGGUCUCAUCUGUACUUCAUCACACUAUUGAUUGUUUUCAAUGUGUACAUGUAUGUGUGAGGUGCUAUUGUGUAAAACACUGUUUUUAUAUGCACCAUCAAAUUAGGUUUAACAAUUGAUGUAAAGCUCCCUCGUUACAAUUCUACGGACAAUCAGGGACAGGCAGCACCCACAUUAAUCAUGAAAAAAAUGCUUUAUUUUUCCUCAUUGAACAUUCCCACAAGAAUGUACAAAAAAGAUCCUGCUGUAAAUACAUUGUAUAUUUUUAUGUUCUUCUGAGAAGUACUGUCAGAUAUUUGUGUCAAGAGACCAGGCUUGUGCAAGCAACACUUUUUGUCAGUGGCAGGCACAUUAAUAAGUUUUCCAAAAGUUAUUGCAUCCAACAAUGAAUCCAUUUCACUUGCUGACAAGAUGUGGCUUUCGGAGGUUUGUAUAUAUCUCACCAGUUAUCAAAUUAAAAUUGCCACUUUUCUUUUUACAGUUUUAUGAUAACUAGUAAAGUGAUUCUUUGUUUGUAAGUUGAUGCAUUAUGAUGGGAGUUACUGUAUACAACUGUUGGUAAUGAAAAGCCCCCCCACCCUCAGAAAAUGUUCCACCUGAAAUCACUCUUUCUAGUAUCAAGUAGCUGUGGUCAGCUUGAAUUCAUGUCAGUUCAAAUAACGGGUGGAGUAUAAAUGAAAAAUAAGUGUUGUGGUUGAAAUAUUUCACUAGCUACCCAUUUCAUUGUAAGAAAUAAUUGAAAGCACAGUGCAGAUGAGUAAUUCUGCGUCGGUUAAUUGUACCCCAUGAAUUGUUCAUGGAGAAGUUUAAAUUCAAUUAAGCAAUUCAAAAUGCAGAACUGAUGAAGAUUCAUGAGUUAUAUCAGCAGUACUUUUCCUUUUAAUUAACUUUUGUCAGUAACCUGGCCAUAAGUGUCCUUGUAUAAGCUAGAUGAAAAAAUGUUUUGUGUAAAAAGAUCUGAAUUAUUGAAUUUUGAUAAAAACUAUUUUUGAAACAUGUCAUUUAAGGCACUGAUAUGUACAGUAUAUCAUAUGCAGUCACUAUUGCUACCCUCAUUUAUCUCUGUACAAGUCGUUUGUGUCAAGAUCUUUCAAUUGCCAAUGGGAAUCUCCUUUGACGUUGGCAUUUUCAUACUUUUAAAGAACUUGACGAGGAAGCCCUUCUGCUUCACUGUAAGGUCGAUCUUAAGUUAGACGGUAAGGUUUAAUUGCAUGGUCUCUAACUUGUCGGGUCAAGUGAACUUGUUUUAUGAAUAAUGUGCAGCUUUAAUUGUAGCUGAUUUAUUUCAGUCAAGUAACCCAUAUGAUUAGAUUUUUGCAAUAUAUUAUGAUUUGUAAACAAUCUGAUUAAAUUGUUGUUUUGAUUGUUGUGUGUCAUGUCCUUAUAAAUAAAAUAAUUCACAGUA